Molecule: messenger RNA, 3610 nt
Organism: Amoebophrya sp. A25
Lineage: Eukaryota; Dinophyceae; Syndiniales; Amoebophryaceae
Source: the annotation of a GenBank genome assembly
GAUAGUUUCUCUUUGGCCGAACUUGAUUCGCAGUAUGAGAAUUUUCUCGACCUUGUUGCCUUUUUUUCUUUUCCCAGGAGGUGUACUUAAAUAAAAAGUUGUUAGUUACAUCGUAUGGCAAAAAUGAGCCACGACAAGUUGCUCACGGUUGCAUGAGCACACAGUAUUUAGCUAAAGCCAGGAGCAGAUUGAUAAGUUGGUUUAAGCGACAGGAUGAAGAAACGAACCAAAAGUGAGAAAAUACAGGCAAAAGCCGCGGCGACAAACGAGGCAGCAGCAGCACCGAGCGACAAAGAAGCGCAAACAAAUAGAGGUAGCAGCACCUCGACGUCUCGUAGCGAGAAAGCACAAGCGGGAACAGCUCCUGAGCCGUCCUCAUCUUCUCUUUUCGGCGCCGACAGUUCGGACAGCGAUGCUGAUGUUGACCAGAAGAACAAGUGUCAGAAUGGAGGCGCUUCUGGAAGUGCUGGCUUCGAGAAACUGUCGGUGAACCGUAAAUUUGCGGAGAAAUUCGAGAAGCGCAAGGAUGCUGAAGAGUUGGCUUACGCAAGGCGGACGCUGGAGGAAGAGGGCGCUCGAAGCAGCGAUUCAGAGGAUAGUGAUUCCGAAGACGAUGAUGCCCGUCUUCUGGGCAACGACGUUGGCUCCAAGGUGUUAGACACCCUGCAGCGUAUCCGAAAUCGCGAUGCCAGCAUCUAUGACGGCAAGACGCAGUUCUUCCGCUCCGGCGACUUCUUCGCGGAGAGACGGACAGAAAAACGAAACAAGGGCGCCAAUCCAGCCGAAGAUGACAAAAGUGAAGAUGCUGCUGAAAAUGCUAAUAAGGACAAAGGGACGACGAGUAGUUCUUCGAGUACAACAGGAGGUGCAAAAAAGAAGAGUGCCGAUGGACCGAUUCUAUACAAGGACCUGUUGAGAGAAACGUUGCUUGAGGGAGGUGCGGAUGCUUUUGAGCGAGACGAGCAGGAACUGAGGCGGCGUGCCAAAGAGAGCGGCACGGAUAAAAACGCAGCUGAAUUAGCGGAAAUCAAAGCUGAAAUUCGUCGUGGCGCUUUCAACAAAGAGGAAGAUGACAGUGACGACGGAGAGGACGAUGGAGGCUUAUUCACUGUUGUUAAAAAGCAUGCUGGCGACAAAGACGCUGAUGAUGCCGAGACUGGAGAGCAGACGCAUGACAGGGAAACCAGUUCUGCUUCCGGCGUAAACUUGGCCCGGAAGAAGUCGUCGCGCGCUCUGCUUGCAGACAAGUAUUGGGGUGCGGAAGAGAAGCUGUCUGAGAAUGAAAAAUUUCUCAGAGACUACAUUCUAAACGAGGGAUGGAAGGAUCCAACCGGAAAACAUGGAUUCUCUGACGCACCAGGUGGCGCAUCCGGAAGAGCGAAGGAUCAAGUUAAGGCAGUCUAGAUUGAUAUCUUUAUAAAUAUAUAUUUUUGAAAAAUUCGUUCUCGUUUUUCGGUCUUUAUCAUGAAGAAAGAUUCGAAGGUCCUUCUUGUUUUUUCAAGCUCAGUCACAGCAGCCUCCUCAAUACUAUCGAUUCGCCCAGCACUGGGUUCGUACUGGUCGUUGUACUUGUUCCACUUCCACCAGGUGCAGCAGUUUUUUAAGUAAGUAAAAGAAACGGAGUACCGUAAACCAACCAGCUCUAAGAAAUGAGGAGACGAUAGCGAGGAUAGUGAAGACUUGGCUGCGCAAGACGAGUUCGAAGCUGAUUACAACUUCCGAUACGAACAUGCGGGACUCGGUGAAAGAGGAGAGAUUCCGACCUACAGCCGUAGCGUCCCAAAUAGUGUUCGACAGGUACAGAGAGCUUUGCUACUGAUUGAUAACCAUGAAAAGUGAAAGUCUCCAAUACCUAUGAAUGUCAUAUUGAUUUUGUUAUAUUUAUGUUUUAUUCUUUCUGCUUCUGGCUUUUCCAGGAGUCGUACUGACGACAUGGCUACAAUUAUCUGUCCUCUUUUGUACUGGACUGCUCGUCAUCGUCUGAUGAUGAAAAUUUCCAUCGAACAUAGGUCGACGACAAGCGACGACGAAAGCGCGUUGAGCGGAAGGAACGAAAGGCGGCUGAGGCGGUUAGAAAGAGCGAGGAGCUAAAGCGUUUGCGAAAUCUGAAACGCAAGGAGCUUCAGCGACGUUUGCGACAGAUCGAGAAAACCACCGGCAAAGACGGCAGCCUAGUGGCCUCAGAGACGCUGCAAGCUGAAGCCGAGAAGUACGACAAAAUUUUCGAGAACGAAGAUGACGAGGAUAGCCAGAAGGGUUCGGAGGAAAAUACUCGAGAAAAGAGUUUCGCGAAAUUGCUCGAACAGGACUACGACCCAGAAAAUUACGAGCGCGAAAUGGCAGCUUAUUUGGGAGAAGACUUUGAGGCUGCGGCAGAAACCCUUGAUCCAAAGGCGUUGAAGGAGCUGACGCGCGAGGGCGAGCACGAAGAGGACUGGGGCGACUGUGACGGCGAAGACUGGGCUGAAGAGGUGGGAGAGGAUAGAGGCGCUUAUCAAGAAGGUGACGACUCCACCUGGCAAGAGCAAGAGGGUGGAAGAUCAUGUGACGAUCAGAACCAAGAUCACUACGGGGAUCAAGUAGAAGACGAUGCUUCUAUGAAAGUGGAUGACAAUGACGAGAACAACGAGAUGUGGUUCUUGUGCGAUGAAUGUCAGGAGACGAUUCUGCCUGGUAAAAAUUUUUAUGAGAGUGUGCAAAAAGCUGACUUCACAUUGUGCCAGAAGUGUUUUAAGAGCGGCAAGAAGCGUAAGGAGAAGUUUCAGCGGAAAAAGGUGCCCGGCCACUGCCAACCACCAGCAGAUUGGACAGCCGAAGACAGCGAAAAGCAUUUCACAGCGAAGAAAGCGGAGUUGACGUCCGCAAAAGGAGGGGCUAAGAAAGCCGAGAUGGGUCUUCGCGUCGCAAAUGGUGCAACAGAAGAGAAUGACGAAGAUGACCCAAAUUCGAUUUACAAGAUCCGGGAUUUCGGUGGUGUGAAAUUCCAAUACUCUCGCGUAAAAGGUGACAACUUCAACCUGAGCGUUGAGGAUAUUUUGGCGCGACCGGACAAGGAGCUGAACCGCAAAGCGACUCUGAAGAAGGUGACCAGGCCCUACUGGGACACGUCUACCUACACAGACGAGCGAACAGAGCGCUACGAGGCUGCGAAGAAGGAACUGCGAAAGCAGAAGCGCAAGAAACCGGUAAAGAUGACUGGUCUUGAUCGCGAUCGUCUCAAAGCCUACCAAGUCAAGGCCCCAAUCCUAGUAAAGAAAACCAAAAAGGAAACGUAAAAAUGCUGUAUCUUUUGGGAUGACUAAAAAUGUCGCGUGCGAUUGGCGUUGUACUAGUUGUUGUGCAGGACGACGGCGGUGUAGUUUUUGAUUUCUGAAGGGGUCGUGGUGAUCGUGGUGGUUAUUGCUACACGUAGACCUAGACAGGCGCUUCCAAUGAAAAGCAGUCGAAUGAUGUCACAAACUUAGCUUUCACAUAUUCCAGACCGUCACAGUCACAUCUCUCAACGAACUACAUCAACUAAUUCUUGCAAUUCAUGUUCAUCUCCAAGAACUUUUUAUGAUACAACAACUUCUGCUACUGCUUCCGCAGUCACAUGUUAUGGUUUUAAGAG